Molecule: messenger RNA, 1575 nt
Organism: Effrenium voratum
Lineage: Eukaryota; Dinophyceae; Suessiales; Symbiodiniaceae
Source: the annotation of a GenBank genome assembly
AUGGACGUCACGCGGCAGAAUUUCGAUGAGGUCGCCAGGGAGAUCGAGGCGCUGCUGCCCUCUGUGGACUUCGUGGCCAUCGACGAGGAGAUGACCGGCAUCGGCCUGCCGGGGGUGCAGGAGGCGGUGGGAGACACUCCGGCGGAGCGUUACUCCAAGAUGAGGACGGUGGCCUCGUGGUUCAACAUCAUUCAGUUUGGCGUGGCCUUGUUCAGCAAGGAUGCGGAAAAGAAGUACGUGGCCCGUGCGUACAACUUCUACGUCUUUCCGGAGAAGGGCUUCAUAAAUAUGGAGGCGACCUCGAUCCACUUCAAUUCCAAGAACGGGGUGGAUUGGAACAAAUGGAUUCGAGAGGGGGUGCCUUAUGUGGACAAGGAGGGGGCUGAGAAGUUGCGGGCGGCUUUGCCCAACGCCAAGGCGGAGCCGUCAUCGCAAACUCAGCCAAACCAGCCGCAAGGCGUCGUUUUAUCGAAUGCCCGUGACAAAGAGAUCACGAGCAAGGCCUUAGAGGAGCUGAACAAGUGGCUCGCAGACGAGAGCCGCACGGAGGAGAAGGAGUUUGAGAUGGUGACCACGAACGGCUUUUUGCGGAAGUUCAUCUACCAGAGCCUGGAGGAAAGCUUCCCAGGUCUAACUGUCGAGAGUCGGGUCACCAAGAGCCCGGGUCUCAAGACGAUGGUGGCACUGAGGCUCGACGACGCAGAAAAGCGGGCAAGGGAGCUGCAGCAGCGCUCGGAGCAAGAGACGGACUUGGCCCGAAAGCUGGGCCUACGGCGGGUGUUUUUGGCCCUGGCCAGCUCGAAGAAACCUUUGGUGGGCCAUGCCUUGAUCUUCGACCUCCUCUUUGCGCUCUCCCACUUCGAGGGGCCAUUACCAGACUCCUACGAUGAGUUCAAGGCCUCUGUGCGGGACCUCUUCCCCACUCUCUUUGACACCCAGCUGCUGGCAAAGAGCCGCCUGUUGAAGCCGAAAAAUGGGCAGCGCUUCCACAGCUACGCGCUGGGCCAAGUGCACGCAGUUCUGAAGCAGGAAAAUGAAGCCAAGACCGAAGCCGAGACUGUGGAGAUAGUCCUCGCGGAGGGCCACCAAGGCUACGGAUCCUCCGCCCGGUUCCACGAGGCGGGCUACGACGCCUUCGUCACCGGCUGCGUCUUCGCCUACAUGGCGGAGACGGCGGGCCUGAAGGACGCCGAGGCCCGGGAGGAGUUCAACGGGCGGCUGGUGUUGUUCCGGAACUUUUUCCACAUGAACAUCCACGGGGACGACGAGCUGGUGACCCCUGGGGCGUAUCUCCACAUCUCCGGCAUCAAAAGCCAGGCUUCAGACCUACAGGAGCUGCUCCAGUCCAAGAUCAAGGAGCUGCCGCACUCCGCCUCCGACUCCGCCGAGUUUGAGGUGAAGCGAAUCGAUGGGGACAACGCCUUCGCCAUCUUCCCAGAGAAAGCGCGAGCGGUGGUGGAAGCGCUUUGCGAGGAGAAUUGUGAGACUGCGGGCUUGAAGUUCAUGCUCGGCGAGCGCUGGCUCGACAUGAAAGAGAACCCGGAGCCACCCCGAAAGCGGCCGCGGCUGCACUGA